AUGAAUAUGUUUGAUCCUCAGGGCGUCGAUCCGGAGGAUGUUGACCCAAAGGCUAGUGAUUCAGAGGUCUCGUUCGGCACUGACGACCACAUUCCGCCUGAAUUUCCGGAAGCUUUGGAGGAAGAUGAAGAGGACGACCGAGUUGUUGCACUGAUGCAAUUCUUCAAGCAGAUGCUGGCGACGCGGCCAGAAAUAGUACGUGGAGUCCGUGUUUGGAAGCUGUUGCGCUACUUGCCGUCGGCGUGGCUCCAUGGCAAUCUCAACAAUCUGCACGCAUUGAGUGAACCGACAACACAUCUGGAUCAGUUUUGGUCCCACAGCUGGCACGGGUCGCAGUGGACCAAGUAUGCCAACAUGCUUUACCUGCAUAAUUGCAUGCCGGCAAGCAUUGCAGGAAUAUUAAGUGCAAGCGUAGCCUGUGGCCUCGUCUCAGCAGGAUUUCUGGGUGCACGGCAGGGAUGGUGCCUGCUCUUCGGGUUUGUGGCUUUUUGCAUCACCUUGCUACUUUGGCAUGCGCGAAAGCUGGUGUUUCUAGACAUCGCGUGCAUUCACCAAACUGACGACGCCAGAAGGGCAGAGGCCAUCAUGAGUAUGGGUGCAUUUUUGAAUCGGUCGACUUCCAUGCUGGUUCUGUGGGAUCCUACAUGGGUCACAAGACUGUGGUGCAUCUUCGAAGUCGCUGCAUUGCUACACAGCCGCAGCAAGGCAGACCGCAAGGCAGACCUACAGAUCAUUCCUCCCUUGCUAGGGCCCGCACUUCUGGGCUGCGAGAUGCUGUUAUGCGUGCAAAGCGUGCUAUACUUCUACAUAGAAUCCUCCGUGGCUUCUUCAGACGAGGCAAUUGUCGCGGGAGAACGAUACAUAAUGCUCGUCGGUCCUCUUGGCCUGCUUUUCGGCUUCGUGACGCACACCUGGCGAGGUUAUGCCCGCAGUAUUGAGACGCUGCAAAAGCAACUCCGUGAGUUCAAGGUUGAGCAUGCCAGAAGCGCUUGCUGCGACCGCGGCCACGAAGAAAACUCUGUUAUAUGCGACCGUGAGAUUAUUCUGCAGUGCAUCGCUGCGUGGUACAACUCGCUGGGCAGCUUUGAAUCGCAAGUGCAAACUGAAGUCCGGAUGGCUGUCAUCGACCAGCUUGGAUACAAAGUCUUCACUUAUCAGCGAGCCUUGCUCAUGUUGACUCCACAUGCCUGGCUUCGUCUCGAGUAUGUUUCUAGCCAUGCAGGAGAUGCCAUCCGACAGGUCGCCGACCUGGCCCAGAUGUUCACGUACUUGCUGGCAAUUUUGCCUGUGGUGAACAAACUGGGCAUCUGUUUGUGCUACCGCUUGCGAGCACGAUGUUGCAAUCCCUGUUUGGACUUCUUGCUUUCGAUGGCCGUCGUGAUCGGAAACUUCACGCUCUUCGUCGCCUGCUACGCGGUCCAGCUCUAUGUCUUCCGUCAAAAUGAGCAGGGCCUUCUCCUGAGCGUGACCUCGAUGCUUUCAUGGUGUAUGGUUGCGGUCAUCCUGUGGCGAUGCAUUUGA
Symbiodinium necroappetens is the source of this 1521-nucleotide messenger RNA. NCBI's taxonomy places the organism in Eukaryota, Dinophyceae, Suessiales, Symbiodiniaceae. The record is from the annotation of a GenBank genome assembly.